Onychomys torridus (southern grasshopper mouse) is the source of this 4819-nucleotide messenger RNA. RefSeq names its product autophagy related 14 (gene Atg14). Lineage: Eukaryota; Metazoa; Chordata; Mammalia; Rodentia; Cricetidae. The transcript is spliced from 10 exons. The record is from RefSeq and is a predicted model, not a curated record. Gene Ontology annotation, biological process: cellular response to starvation; autophagosome assembly; mitophagy. The coding region runs from base 40 to 1518 and encodes 492 amino acids. Gene Ontology annotation, cellular component: autophagosome; mitochondria-associated endoplasmic reticulum membrane contact site; phosphatidylinositol 3-kinase complex, class III.
AACAAAAUCCCACGUGACUGGCCCUGCACUCAGACCAUCAUGGCGUUUCCCAGUGGGAAGGGAUCCUGGACGCCCGAGGCUCCUGGCUUCGGGCCGCGGGCGCUAGCUCGGGACCUGGUGGACUCGGUGGACGACGCCGAGGGGUUGUACGUGGCGGUCGAGCGGUGUCCGCUGUGUAACACCACUCGCCGGCGGUUGACGUGCGCCAAGUGCGUCCAGAGCGGUGAUUUCGUCUAUUUCGACGGCCGCGACAGGGAGAGGUUUAUUGACAAGAAGAAAAGGCUAAGCCAGCUUAAGAGCAAGCAAGAAGAAUUUCAGAAAGAAGUACUAAAAGCGAUGGAAGGAAAACGGCUAACAGAUCAGUUGAGAUGGAAAAUAAUGUCGUGCAAGAUGAGGAUUGAACAGCUGAGACAAACAAUCUGUAAAGGAAAUGAAGAAAUGAAGAAAAAUUCUGAAGGCCUUCUCAAAAACAAGGAAAAGAACCAGAAGCUUUACAGCCGAGCACAGCGGCACCAAGAGAAGAAGGAGAAGAUUCAGCGGCACAACCGCAAGCUUGGGGACCUGGUAGAGAAGAAAACCAUUGACUUGAAGGGCCAUUACGACCGCCUGGCGCGUCUGCGAAGGUCCCACAUCCUAGAGCUCACCUCCAUCAUCUUCCCAAUGGACGAAGUGAAGACUUCCGUGAGAGAUCCUGCAGACAUGUCUUCAGAGAGUGACAGUGCCAUGACCUCCAGCAUGGUGAGCAAGCUUGCUGAGGCCCGUAGGACAACUUACCUCUCCGGAAGAUGGGUCUGUGAUGACCACAACGGUGACACCAGCAUUAGCAUUACAGGCCCUUGGAUUAGCCUCCCGAAUAAUGGGGACUACUCUGCCUACUACAAUUGGGUAGAAGAGAAGAAGACAACCCAAGGGCCUGACAUGGAGCAUGACAACCCUGCCUACACCAUCAGUGCUGCACUGGGUUAUGCUACUCAGCUGGUCAACAUCGUCUCUCACAUACUAGAUGUCAAUCUGCCCAAAAAACUGUGCAACAGUGAGUUCUGUGGAGAAAACCUCAGCAAACAGAAACUGACUCGUGCGGUGAAGAGACUGAAUGCAAACAUCCUCUACCUUUGUUCCUCUCAGCAUGUGAAUUUGGAUCAGUUACAACCACUGCAUACACUCAGGAACUUAAUGCACCUGGUCAGCCCACACUCCGAGCACCUAGGCAGGUCAGGACCCUUUGAAGUGCGGGCAGACCUUGAGGAGUCCAUGGAGUUUGUGGACCCUGGAGCUGCUGGAGAAUCAGAUGGGAGUGGAGACGAGCGUGUAAGCGAUGAGGAGACUGACCUGGGCACAGACUGGGAGAACCUGCCGAGCCCCCGAUUCUGUGACAUCCCUUCUCAGCCAGUGGAAGUUUCCCAGAGCCAGAGCACCCAGGCAUCUCCACCCAUAGCCAGCAGCAGCGCUGGUGGGAUGAUCUCGUCCGCCGCGGCCUCGGUGACCUCCUGGUUCAAAGCAUAUACUGGACACCGCUAAUGAGUGUAGACCAGGACAUGUGAAAUCUUUCCCACUGCACUCUAAUAACCUUGUCUGUAUAGUUAGCAGAGGGGCAAACCUAGCGUUAGGACAAGCACAUGUGCCUGUCAGGUGGCCUGUGAUGGUGAUUGACGUGCUCAGGACCUCUGCCAGCCCUGAGCUUGUGGCCUCCUGGCCCCUGGUCUUAGCCCCUUCGACCCCAUAGUGUGCUGGUUCCUGGGAUGCCAAGUCUUCCCGACACUAAGUUGUAGACUUUGUCAGAUCACAAGGAAGUGUUGCUUGGUGGUGAGGAAUGGAAGACAAGCUGUGUUUGUUUUUUCUGUCAUCCUUUUGAGAGACUUGCCAGCCACAGAUUUGGUCUUUGGGGGAGGCAGUCGUCUGGGAGGGAGGUGGUAAAAGCUUUCUGCUGUCGUCGUGGCCAUCAUGCAUCACAUUCCUGAUUUUCUACCACACACCAAAGAAACCGUGGUCUUUAGUCUACAGACCCACAUCCCAGAUGGGGGAGUCCUAGCCGUGAUGUUUGGAGAUGUCCAGACAGUGUCCUUGUGUUCUGAGGGGAUGGAUUCAUUCUUGUGCAAGGCAUUGGAGUUCUCUAUACUGUACUCACUUUAAAGUGGUCCUUUUUCCCUUUGCCAUGCCCGGUAUGAGCUGAAUGCUGCCUGGGCAGUUUGAACACUUGAUUAAGUGGUCAUUCUCUUGUUGUCCAGUGUCUUGGCGAGGAGGGGGAACCCCUCCUGCUUGUUCCUGGUGUCUCCUUGGCUCCAGAGGCAGCACCUUGUGCAGUGUGGAGCACCAUGCAGCAGUCCCAGGAAGUGCUCAAGGAAUUUCCUCCAAGAGACCAUUUUAAUGACAAUCUUACAGAAAACUAUAAUGAGAGGCAUUAUGUUCAAAUUUGUAAGUAGUUCUUUCUUAUUUUUAAUAACUUCAAAAACGGAAGAAGUCCUAUGUAACAGACCACAGAAGUCCUGUGAAAAGCGCCCUCUGAGGCAGCAGUGCUGUACGUACCUUCCUAGCCUGCCUGGUGCGAUGGUCUGUACCUCAGGCACGUCCUUCAGUGGUUCGCUGCCCCCAGCUUCUGUUCACCGUUACGGUUGAUACUUUGCAGACUUAGGUGCUAUAGAGCUCUUGCUAUUGGUAGACUUGUAGAAAGGCAGGAGCCCCGUGGUCUCCAGCUCUAGAUCUCCACCUGGGGAGGAGACGGCUCCCCUCUUGCAGGCGUUCAUUUGACUGAAGUCUGUCCUGCUCAGCUUCAUAAUUGUUGGGCUUGCAUUUUGCCAUGUUCUUCUAGAAUUUGUAGACUGAGUCUGGUAGAAUGAACAGAUAGCAGUUGAAAAAGAAACCAUGAGCUUGAGAGGAAGCUUCAGAAAGUGCAGAUGUCACGAACUCCUGUCUACAGCGGUUAACAAAGCAGAAGCAGGAAGUGUAGGGUUGUUGGUAUUUUGUUUUUAGUAUCAAAUAGAGGCACUUUGGUCACUUUACGUCACAGGAAAUGAUUGCCCUAGGCUGCUGAAAUCCUUGAGUGUCAUUAAUUUGCACUGGACCCACCUGUUGUAAAUGUUCUUAAAUACACAGUUCAACCACUGUUCCCCCGUACUCUUUGCUGCUUAUUCAAACCUUCCAUGUAGGUGCAAGAACCAUAUGUAAGCAGCUUUCUGAAGAAAUGGAGCUGGUAUUUUUUUAAACCAAAAGCCAUAGAAGGUGGUCAUGUUUUCCAUUUUAAAAUGAUUUAUUGAAACAAGGUAAUACUAAUAGAAACUCAGAGUACCACGUAGGCUGCUUAAAUGGUCUUAUAAAAGACAUUUUUAUGUAACUGAAUAGAACCAAGGACAGCUUGCCACAUGUGUGACUUACUGGAGAGACAGUAAGUCACCGUGGUAUGGACAGCACUGGGCGAGGAGUCGGGGCUGCUUGGGGAGAAGUGCAGUGUCAGACCCCUCGCUGCAUCUGAGACUUCCACAUCAGGGUGAGUCACACAGAUGUCCUCUCAACUUUUAUUGUAUUACUGCAAUAAAUCCUUCAACAGCACUUGGCUAUGUGUGCCUUUUCCCAGCUACCAUUUAUUCUGCUACAUUAAAGUUAAGAGUACAAGCUAACCCUGGAGUGCUUCACAUAAAUUAAAGAAGGGACUCUUAGAGAAUGCUUUCGCUUGGUAAGAAAUUUAUUUUUAAAAUGAUUAUGGUGCCUUUAGUCAUGAUGGCCCAUCUUUGGUAAACAAGAAAGUAGUUGUCACGUAUUUCUUUCUCGAAAGACAACCUUGAGGCUUGACCUGGGAAAGCAGUGGGCCUCUGAGAUGCCCAAUGGAACCUGCUCACUCAAAUGUUAGAGGGACUUCUCAAGCCAAGAUGAGUCUGCCAGCUUUGGAAAUGUUUUUUGUAUUUAAUCUCUCAGAUGGGCACCUGUAGCUUCCAGGGAGUGUGGAAGAGCCACCUAGAAGUGGAGGGUAAGUGACUGAGGUUGGGCAGGUUGGCCUCAGGAAGGAGCUGAAUGGUUAGUCAUGCCCAUUCAUUGCUUUCCCUGGGAUGGGAGGAAGGCUCUUCAAAGAGGGGUUGGCCUUCCGAGUUCCUGCCUUUCCGUUUUCCUAGGUAGAAGCCAGAAGCAGGCUUCCGUGUAGUGUAAAGGGAGGGAGGUGUUUCAUCCACGGUCACAUUUGUCUGGUUCAGGAAGUGAGGCAGAUGGGGGAAAAAGAGGAGACUUCCCAAUAGGUGGGAACGCUUCAAUAAAGUGUGACAGGAAGUCUGAACCUGGGCUUGGGCGUGACUUCUGAGCGCUCCAGUUGUGCUGCCCUCCCCCCCAUUGAAGCAUCUGGUGAGAAAAGAGCCUGGAAAGGGGUUUUCACCCCUAGAGUUAAAUCGAUGAAACACAUUUUUCUAUAAACACCAAAAGCCACCAGGGUGGCAAACUCCAUUAUGAAAAUCACUUCGUGUGCACACAUGUGUGAUGUCAAACAACUCGCGUUGAGUCUGUUGUCACUCUGCUGUGUCCCGGGGAUGGAACUCAGGUCUGCAGAUGUGGUAGCCAGUGCUUUCACCCACUGGGUCACCUGGGCAACCUGGGACAAACUUCUUGAAGAAUUAAAAUGGUGAUUCAGCAAGAACCACAGUAAAAUGUUGUCCUUGUGUGUCUGUAGAAAAGAGUGCAAGGGGAUGGGGUGUGAGAGAGGGUCUGACGGAAGCUUCAAUGGGCUGAAAAUGCAAGAAAUGAAUCUGAAAAGAUGGCUUCGAGGUUAGGAGUGCUGGCUGCUUCGCAGAGGACCUUAAUCCAAUUCCCAGCACCCUCAUGGUGGCUCACAACCAUCCUAACU